Sipha flava (yellow sugarcane aphid) is the source of this 940-nucleotide messenger RNA. RefSeq names its product N-acetyltransferase 6 (gene Naa80). The transcript is spliced from 5 exons. The record is from RefSeq and is a predicted model, not a curated record. Bases 139 to 639 code for a protein of 166 amino acids. NCBI's taxonomy places the organism in Eukaryota, Metazoa, Arthropoda, Insecta, Hemiptera, Aphididae. Gene Ontology annotation, molecular function: N-acetyltransferase activity; acetyl-CoA binding. Gene Ontology annotation, biological process: protein acetylation. Gene Ontology annotation, cellular component: cytoplasm.
UAUACACUGUUACUUCAGAUGGUAUUUGAUCAUCAUUUAUUUUUGUAUGGAAUUGUAUCACUUUCUUGGUAUAACCUGCACGCUCACAUAUAUUUAUAUUCAUAAUAUAGUGGUAAUAUAAAUUUAACCUAUAGUAAUAUGGACGAUUUUGAAGUACUUCCAUUACACCGGAAUAAAAAUUUUCUUAAAGUAUGUUGUGCUGUAAUUAAUUCUGAAUGGCCACGUAGUGAAACUGCCAGGUUACAUAGUUUGGAAGCAUCUUGUGAUACUUUGCCAACAUCUUUAGUAUUAGUUAAAAAUGAAAACACAUCUAAAGUUGUUUUAGGGCAUUCAAAAAUUACACCAAUACCAUCUAUGCUUGAUAGUUGUUUUAUUGAAAGUGUGGUCAUUGUAAAAGAUCAACGAGGACGAGGUCUAGGAAAAUAUAUUAUGUAUAAGACUGAAGAAUAUAUUAAAACGUUAGGUUUAUCUACUGUGUACUUAUCUACUAUAGAUAAAAAAGAAUUUUAUUCCAAACUUGGAUAUGUUGAAUGUCAGCCAGUUUCGAUUUAUGGUAAUUUUUCGAGUUCUAUCAAUAAAAUUACUGCCCCUAUGAUUAAGCCAUCCAGAAAAACAUACAUGAAAAAACAAUUGAUAUAAAUUAUUGUACUUAGUAUUUUCAUUUAUAUUUUAUAUUACACAUGACAAUUGAAAAAUAAGUAUCUUAGAUAUAAAUUUAAGUUAACAUCUACUAACAGUAUAAAUUGUAGUUCUUAAUAACAAUAGUUUAGAAUUUUAAACGUAUACUCGUAAUAUGUCAGCCCAUUAUUUUAUAAUAUCUACACAAAAUAAUCAUGUCAGUGUAAAUUGCAUUUCUGUCGGCUUUAUAAUCUAGAUAUUUUGACAUAGUUAUAACUUUAUUUUUGUACAUUUUUACUGUAAUUUAACUAUUGUUGUUGUA